Molecule: messenger RNA, 4004 nt
Organism: Trifolium pratense (red clover)
Lineage: Eukaryota; Viridiplantae; Streptophyta; Magnoliopsida; Fabales; Fabaceae
Product: ethylene-overproduction protein 1-like
Exons: 4
Coding region: 1076-3850 (924 amino acids)
Biological process (GO): negative regulation of ethylene-activated signaling pathway
Molecular function (GO): protein binding
Source: RefSeq, a predicted model, not a curated record
GGUUACACAAACUCACUCCACCACCUAUAGUGCACCUUUACUUAACAAUUCCACCUCACUCCAAAUGCAUUGCAAGUUAACUCAAAUCUUUUUAAUUAAUUAAUCUAAAGAUGCCUAGCUAUUAGUAAACAAUAAUUCAUUCUUCAAUAAGCUCCCUUUUACUUUCAUUUGAUUUGAUCCAUAACAAUUAACUAAUCUUUAAGCCCUCCUUUCAAUACAUAAAAAAACUAAAUUCAUAAUGAAACUAGUAGUUGACCAAAUUAGCAUGCUCAUGUCCUAAAUUGGAGUGGUUCUUUUUGAAGAAUCUCUCUCUCCCUCUCUCUCUUUUGGUGAAAUCAAACGGAUUUGUUGGUGCUACUUUAUGUGCAUAGCAUAGCAGGUUCACCUGAUCACUUACAAAAGCACUAUCUUCAUAAUUGCUUACUUGAUUUAUAUGCUCCUUAGAUUCACCAAUUUUUCAUAUCAUUCUUUGAUUCCAAAAACAUACAUUAUCUAAAAAGCAUAAGUGUCCGUCUGCACCUCCAAACGCACGUCUAUUCUUGCUUCCACUGUAAUUUCUGAGACGUUACAAUACCAAACUUAAGUGUCAGUCAGUCUACACCUCCAAACACACGUCUACCUUUGCUCUCACCGUAAUUUCUGAGACGUUACAAUACCAAACUUAAGUGUUUGUCUGCGCCUCCAAAAACAUGUCUACUCUUGCUCCCACCACGAUUUCUGAGACAUUACAAUACCAAAUUUAAGUGUCUGUCUACAUCUCCAAACACACGUUUACUCUGGCUCCCACGGUGAUUUUGGCAAACCUGACGCACAUCUAACCGGACACUAAAUUUUCUUCUCUUUUUUUUUUUACCAAAAAAGGAAGAUGCAAAGUUCAUAUCAUUCAUCAAUUAUUCCCGUAAAAUCACUGUAGUUCCUAGAGAGAGAAAAAAAAUGUUCUUUUUUCUGUUAUAAGCUUACAAAAUGAAAACCUUUUUCUCAAAGGAACACACUUCACACCCCAAGUUAAUUUUCAUUCAAAGUUCAACACUUUAACAAAAAGGGUUGAAAGAAAAGUGAUUAAAUUCAUCAAAAAAUGAGAGCUUUGAAGAUUUCUGAACGUUUCAAGAGCAUUCAAGUUCAUGCUCUAAGUUCUUCAUCUGAAAACAAUGGUGGCAGCAAAACAAAACAUCAUAACCUUAACAGACACAAAACCAUAUUGUCUUGGUCAAAAUCAAAAUUCAUCAACAAUAACAAAACCUCAGAGUUUCCAAAUCUUGUUUCUCUUCAGUUACCUUCUACUGACACCAUUGAACCAUCCAUAGAACCUUACCUUAAACCAAUCAACCUUGUUGAGUCUUUAGCAGAACUCUAUCAAAGGAUAGAGUUUUGCACCUCACAAUCUGAGAAAGUGUCACUUUAUGUUGAACUUUUCUCUGUUUUCUGCGGUCUUGGAGACCAAAAACUACUCAGAAGAUGUCUUAGAACAGCGCGACAGAACGCCGAGGAUGUUAUGUCAAAGGUUGUUUUGUCUGCAUGGUUAAGAUUUGAGAGAAGGGGUGAUGAACUUGUUGGUAUUUCUUCAAUGGAUUGUGGUGGUUAUAAUGUUCUUGAAUGUCCAAAGAAGAAUUUGGACAAUGGGUUUAAUCCUUUUUCAAUUAAUGAUCAUUGCAAGUGUAAUGAAGAGAGAAAUAAUCAUGAAACUUGUAACAAUGAUGAGAGUUUGUGUUUGUUUGAUGAGGAAAGUGACGUUUUGUUUUGUGUUGGGAAUGAAGAAAUCAAGUGUGUUAGGUGGAGAAUUGCUUCACUUUCAGAACCAUUUAAUGCAAUGCUUUGUGGUGAAUUUGUAGAAUCCAAAAUGUGGAAAAUUGAUUUUUCAGGAAAUGGAUUAUGCUCAGAAGGGAUGAAAGCAUUAGAAUUUUAUAGCAGAACAAAAAGAUUGGAUCUUUUUUGUCCUAAUACUGUUUUGGAACUUCUAUCAUUUGCCAAUAAGUUCUGUUGUGAGGAAAUGAAAAGUUCUUGUGAUUUUCAUUUGGCUUCAAUUGUUGAAAGUGUUGAAGAUGCAUUGAUACUAAUUGAGUAUGGUUUGGAAGAAAAUGCUACUCUUCUUGUAGUUUCUUGCUUACAAAUUUUUCUUCGGGAGCUUCCGAAUUCGCUUCAUAAUUCAAAGGUGAUAAAUUUCUUAUGCAGUUUUGAAUCAAAGCAAAAGUUGGCAAAUUUAGGGUGUGCUACUUUCUUGUUGUACUAUUUUCUCAGUCAGGUUUCUAUUGAACAAAGCAUGGUAUCGAAAACAACAACGAUGUUACUCGAGCGAAUGAAAGAGUGUGCUGCUGAAAGAUGGCAGAAGGGUCUUGCAUUGCAUCAAUUAGGGUGUGUGUUUCUUGAAAGAAGAGAGUAUAAAGAAGCUCAACGCUGUUUUGAUGAAGCAGUUGAAUUUGGUCAUGUUUAUUCGAUAGCCGGUGUGGCUAGAACAAAGCAUAAACAAGGUCAACCAUAUUCGGCUUAUAAGUUAAUAAGUUCUUUGAUAUUUGAGUAUAAACCAGUUGGUUGGAUGUAUCAAGAAAGAGCAUUGUACAAUAUGGGAAGAGAAAAAGGUUUUGAUUUAGAUUUUGCAACUCAACUUGAUCCUUCACUUUCAUUUCCUUAUAAAUAUAGAGCAUUGGAAAAAGUUGAGGAGAAGCAAAUAAGAGAAGGGAUUAUGGAGUUGGAUAAGUUUCUUGGAUUUAAGCUUUCACCUGAUUGUUUAGAGUUGAGGGCUUGGUUGUAUAUUGCAUUAGAGGAUUAUGAUAGUGCUAUGAGAGAUAUUAGAGCAUUGUUAACUAUAGAGGCUAAUUACAUUACUUUACAUGGAAGGAUUAAAGGUGAAUACUUGGUUCAAAUUCUUAAAAGUAGAAUUCAGAAGAAGAAUCAAGCUGAUUGUUGGAUGCAACUGUAUCAACAAUGGUCUUCAGUUGAUGAUGUCGGUUCUUUGGCUAUUAUACAUCAAAUGCUAGAGAAUGAGCCUGGAAAGAGCCUGCUUGAGUUUCGUCUGUCACUGCUACUUUUGAGGUUAAACUGUCAAAAAGCUGCAAUGCGCAGUUUGCGGCUGGCAAGAAACCAUUCUAGCUCAAUGCAGGAAAGGCUAAUUUACGAAGGAUGGAUUCUAUACGAUACUGGCUACCGUGACGAGGCUGUUACAAGGGCUGAUAGAUCCAUUGCAAUUCAAAAAUCAUUUGAAGCCUUUUUUCUAAAAGCAUAUGUGUUAGCAGAUACAAAUCUUGAUCCUGAAUCUUCUUCUUAUGUUAUUCAGCUUCUGAAAGAAGCACUUAAAUGUCCUUCAGAUGGACUUCGCAAAGGACAAGCAUUGAAUAACAUGGGGAGUAUUUAUGUUGAUUGUGGUAAAAUAGAACUUGCGAAGGAAUGCUACAACAACGCACUUGCAAUUAGGCACACUAGAGCUCAUCAAGGCCUAGCGCGCGUUUAUCAUCAGAAAAACCAACGGAAAGCUGCAUACGAUGAGAUGACAAUGCUAAUUGAGAAGGCGGAGAGCAAUGCCUCAGCGUAUGAGAAACGAUCGGAAUAUUGUGACCGUGAGAUGGCGAAGGCUGAUCUUGAUAUUGCAACACACCUUGAUCCUUUAAGGACAUACCCUUAUAGAUACAGGGCAGCAGUGCUGAUGGAUGAGCAAAAAGAAACAGAAGCUGUGGAAGAACUCACCAAGGCACUAAAAUUCAAGCCUGACCUUCAAAUGCUUCAUCUGCGAGCUGCAUUUUACGAGUCAAUGGGUGAUUUAUCUUCUUCUCGUAUAGAUUGUAAGGCCGCUCUUUGUUUAGAUCCAAAUCAUACAGCUACACUUGAUUUAUAUCAAAGGAUACAAAAACUAAGCUUUUGAUCUUAAAACAAAUGUAAAUACAUUGAUAUGAUGUGGAUUCUUGUGAGUCAUAUUCACAGAAUUUGUCUUGCACUAUAUAUUUACACAUCCUCUUGUACAGUUACAUUACAUGGUUUAUAAACUAUAAAGAGAUUCAUACCUCUGGUUUACUACA